AUGGCUUCCACCGCGAGCUCCUCGACCGCCCAGCUCGCACCGGUCUUCAGUCCCAACGCCACCGACGCCAUGGCCGCCGCCUCUUGCAUUUGCAACCAUCUCUCCUCCUUCACCGGCCGCCUCUCCGACACCUCCUACGCCGUCGACACCACGUACCUCCUCUUCUCUGCCUACCUCGGCUGCGCCAUGCAGCUCGGCUUCGCCAUGAUCUGUGCCUGCUCCGUCCGCGCCAAGAACACCAUGCUCCCCAACGUCCCCGAUGCUGCCGCUGCCGGCCUCUUCUACUACCUCUUCGGCUCCCCCUCCAACGGCCUCAUCGGCCUCAAGAAAGUCCCCUCCCCCACCGUCGACUGCAGCAACUUCCUCUGCGACUGUAUAGGAGGUGUCAGAGAGGUGGCCGGCGACGGAGGAGAGCUAGUCGCAAAUGUAAGAGGCGGUGGCCGUGGGUGUUACAAAAGAAAAUAUACUAGAGUCUAA
Molecule: messenger RNA, 477 nt
Organism: Syzygium oleosum
Lineage: Eukaryota; Viridiplantae; Streptophyta; Magnoliopsida; Myrtales; Myrtaceae
Product: ammonium transporter 1 member 4-like
Exons: 1
Coding region: 1-477 (158 amino acids)
Biological process (GO): ammonium transmembrane transport; ammonium homeostasis
Molecular function (GO): ammonium channel activity
Source: RefSeq, a predicted model, not a curated record